Molecule: messenger RNA, 372 nt
Organism: Pyrus x bretschneideri (Chinese white pear)
Lineage: Eukaryota; Viridiplantae; Streptophyta; Magnoliopsida; Rosales; Rosaceae
Product: cinnamoyl-CoA reductase 1-like
Exons: 1
Coding region: 1-372 (123 amino acids)
Molecular function (GO): oxidoreductase activity, acting on the CH-OH group of donors, NAD or NADP as acceptor
Source: RefSeq, a predicted model, not a curated record
AUGCUGACGUCAUCCAUCUCCGCCAUCACUCCCAGCCCAAGCUGGCCGUCUGAUAAGAUCAAGGGCAAGGAUUGCUGGACAGACAUUGACUACUGCAAGCAGAAGGGAUUGUGGUAUUCAUUAUCGAAAACGCUGGUGGAGAAAGCUGCGUGGGAAUUUGCCAAGGAGAAGGGGCUGGAUGUGGUUGUGGUGAAUCCGGGCACGAUGAUUGGCCCUGUUAUCUCGCCCAGGCUCAAUGCUAGCAUGUUAAUGCUCCUUCACAUUCUUGAGGGCUGCACUGAAACAUAUAAGGACCAGAUCUGUGCGAUGACUGAAACUAUAGCCCGAAUCAACGAGUUCGAUGAAAAGUUGAAGUUGUUUGAGCUUGUGUGA